Molecule: messenger RNA, 688 nt
Organism: Cyprinus carpio (common carp)
Lineage: Eukaryota; Metazoa; Chordata; Actinopteri; Cypriniformes; Cyprinidae
Gene: mif
Product: macrophage migration inhibitory factor
Molecular function (GO): cytokine activity; phenylpyruvate tautomerase activity
Source: RefSeq, a predicted model, not a curated record
GUGGUAUGCUAACGGGGCUGCACUCUCAUAUGGUGUUUUACGGUAGCAUAGAAGAAGUACUGGCAUCACAGUUACCUUAUUCAACCCGCGCUCACAUCUGGAUACAUUCUUGAAGGUGUCUGAUCCUUCCAGCGUGCACUAUUUUGCAGUAAGAGUUGUCUCUCUGUUGCAGUCAUGCCGAUAUUCGUUGUGAACACAAAUGUGGCCAAGGACGCGGUUCCUGCUGAGCUGCUCUCGGAGGCCACGCAGCAGCUCGCCAAAGCGAUGGGCAAACCCGCGCAGUACAUCGCCAUACACAUCAUCCCGGAUCAGAUGAUGAUGUUUGGGGGCAAAGGGGAUCCGUGCGCACUCUGCUCUCUCACCAGCAUCGGAAAGAUUGGGGGGGCACAAAAUAAGCAAUACUCCAAACUUCUAAUGGGACUGCUCAACAAACACCUUGGAAUUUCACCUGACAGGAUCUAUAACUUUGUUGAUAUGGAUGCAGCCAAUGUGGCUUGGAACAGUAGCACCUUUGGAUAAAGAAUAUGGAUUUAUGGCCUGAUAUAAGGCUGCAGUUUCGAUUCCAGCUCUAUUCAGAGAAAAGCUUUUGGAAGAAUAAUGCUCUCAGUCGAUUAAGUCUCAACACACAGCACUUACUGCUUACAGCAGACAAUAUCUUGCUUUGCAAUAAAGUUUUUUCUUUAAACUA